This is a messenger RNA of Epinephelus moara (kelp grouper), 2412 nucleotides long. It is a transcript of the gene camk1ga, whose product is annotated as calcium/calmodulin-dependent protein kinase IGa. Gene Ontology annotation, cellular component: intracellular anatomical structure. Lineage: Eukaryota; Metazoa; Chordata; Actinopteri; Perciformes; Serranidae. The transcript has 14 exons. Gene Ontology annotation, biological process: peptidyl-serine phosphorylation. The record is from RefSeq and is a predicted model, not a curated record. Bases 332 to 1627 code for a protein of 431 amino acids. Gene Ontology annotation, molecular function: calmodulin binding; ATP binding; calcium/calmodulin-dependent protein kinase activity.
GGAGGGAGGAACGGAUACAUGCGGAACCUUCAAGAGGACAAUUUUCUGUCCGAAUUAACGUUAGUGGCGUUUUAAUGCUAUGCCUUUGCUUUCUGUGGUCUCAAAAAAUAUUUUAUCCCGUCAAAUAUUUUAUUCAAUUUCCGACCGUCUUUGAAUGUAGCAUGUAAUGCCUGGACUGAAUGGAGACGGAGGAGGAGAUGAAUAGACGAGGCCCCGCCCCCUGCGCGUGAAGUCCAGCGGCGUACCUGAUUCAGUCAGGUAUACCAACGAUACCUCAGCUCGACCAUCUCUACACCGCUCCCCAGGAGUCUACGGCAACGUCAGAGCCAAGAUGGGGCGGAAGGAGAUCAUCUGCAGCUGGAAGAAAAGCACCAGUAACAUCAAGGAUUUGUUUAAAUUCGAGGGGAAAAUGGGAUCGGGGUCUUUUUCAGAGGUGUUCAUGGUGAGAGAGAAGGCAACAGGAAAACUUUACGCCCUGAAAUGUUUGAAGAAAAAAUACCUCGCUCAUAGCAACCUUGAAAAUGAAAUUAAUGUACUGAGAAGGAUACAGCAUGAAAACGUGGUGGGACUGGAGGAUUUCUACGAGAGUCGAACACACUAUUACUUGGUCAUGCAACUGGUGUCAGGUGGGGAACUGUUUGAUCGCAUUUUAGACAAAGGGGUUUACACUGAGAAGGACGCCAGCACAGUGAUCAAACAGGUGCUGCAGGCUGUCAGCUACUUGCACGAAAACAGCAUUGUGCACAGGGACCUUAAGCCUGAGAAUCUGUUGUACUACAACACAGAUGAGAAUGCUAAGAUCAUGGUCAGUGACUUUGGUCUGUCUAAGACGGUGGAGCAUGGUGUGAUGUCCACAGCCUGCGGUACGCCAGGAUAUGUUGCCCCUGAAGUUUUGGCCCAGAAACCCUACAGCAAAGCAGUUGACUGCUGGUCCAUUGGAGUCAUCACUUACAUCCUGCUCUGCGGCUACCCUCCAUUCUUUGACGAGAGCGAGACUCGUCUCUUUUCAAAGAUCAUGAGAGCUGAGUACGCCUUUCAUUCACCUUUCUGGGACGACAUCUCUGAAUCAGCCAAAGAUUUCAUCAGGAAUAUGAUGGAGAAAAACCCCAAGAAACGCUUCCUCACUGAGCAGGCACUCAGACACCCAUGGAUUGCUGGAAACACAGCCAAAGAUGUGGACAUUUAUCACUCUGUCUGUGAACAGAUGGAGAGAAACUUUGCCAAAUCUAAAUGGAAGCAAGCCUUCAACGCAGCCUCAAUAAUCAGCCACAUGAAGAAAUCCCUCACUGAUCCCUCACACCUCACAGUGCCCGACAUCAUAGUACAGAAUGACGUGGAGACGCUUGGACCCUGCCACCAUGAGGCCGAUGCCCUCGACCCAAACGGGAAUCCUGUUCAUGCAGCAAAUCAUCUAUCCUGCAGUAAUCCUGAGUCGAGCAGAGGUCUCUGUCCACCACUGAGAGCCUGUCACAGUGAGCCUGGGAAUGCCCUCACUGUUGAUGAAUCAGGAGAAGUCAAUAACUUUCUUUCAGAGAUCGAUGCUCCUUUCAGGCCGUCCAAAAGCAUGGAUGCUGUAUCUCACAGGACGGACCAGUCGCUUCAGUCUGGAGUGUGUUCUGUCAUGUGAUUGGCUGGCCAAACCUGAGAUGAAUCUCAUGCAGUUCGUUUCUUGAGUUGACAGCACUCAGUGGCAUUCCACUUGAUAUGAAGGUGUGGACACAUCUGCUGCUCAGCUGCCUCAUGUCUGCUGUGGUCCUCCUGUGCAAAACACAUGUUCCAUUGACAGACACAUGCAGUAUCUGCACCAUAGAAACAGUUUAACAUGGACACCAUAUUAAAACAGGCACAAGUAGAGAUUCAUCAUUUAAGAAUUCAUACAAAUAAUGUUAUGCUUAUGGCAUUUAUUUAUUUAUGUCUUGAAUAGAUUUAGGUGGCAUAUGCAAUGUUAAAACUUAUUAAUGUUUUUUUUCUUAGUCCUAUUUGACGGAUAUGGCUGUCCUAUAAAUUCCUAUGGCUUACAUGUUUUUAUAAAGCUGGUAAGCUUUUUAAGACUCUGAAACUUCAGAGUCAUAUCACUUGAAUGCUCUGUGUUUUUAUAAGGUAUACUCACUGUUGGACACUAACAAAAUCUGGGAACGUACUUUUAACCGUAGUGACUGGACUGUUUAACCUUGCAGACAGAUUUUUGGACGUGUUCAUAGAUUUCCAUUUCUGCUGAGUUACAUUGGUGAAUUAUAAAGAUUGUGGAUGUUUCUUUUAUUUAUGAGAUUAUAUUUUAUUUUGAUGUGAACACAGCAACCAGGUGUUUGCUGUGUUUUCUGCUAUGUACAUAAACUGCUUUCUUGUUAAACAACUGAACUCAUUAAGUGCCACAAUAUGGUGUAAAGAUGCUGUCAACAGUAGAGGUGUCUU